AUGGAGAUGAUUGAAGAUGAUGAAGAAGAAUAUGUUGAUUUGGAUGAGGAAGAAAAUGAAAAGAAUGAAGAUGAAUUUUCAGAUUCAGAUGACAAUGAAGAUAUUGCUGCAGAUAUUAUUCACAACUUAACAUAUAUUAACAGGGAAAUCAUAUUCAGAACAAGAAAUGGGGAUGCAGUAGAAAGAAUUUUCUUUGAAACAUUAGUCCCAGAAAAAACAGUAUCCGAAGAAGAAAAAGAGAAGAAAACCCUGGAGAAACAACAACUAGAAGCACAAAAAGUUUCAAGUAUCAAAUCGAAGAUUUCGACAACAAACUCACAACAAAGUGCUUCCGAAAGCAUUUCUUCAAAAGCAAAACCUACAAGGAGAGAAAAAAUCUUGUGGACGUAUAAAAACAAGCAUUACAAUGAAGAUAGCAGAUAUCUUAGUGAUGCAUUGCCACAUAGUAGAACUUCAUGGAAACCAAGAAACAAAGGCAUCUACUAUGCUGGGCCACUUCCAUUCUUGCUUCUUCUCCAUCUACAUUCAACUGAUUGUGAAAACCAAUAUGUCAACCGAAAAAUAAGACCAAUAUGCUACUGGAAUUACGAGAAAAUUAAAUCAAGGCAAAACAUUGAAAAAGCUCAAGGUCAGUUAGGAUUGGUCACAUUGGUUGAAGAUAUUGAUUUGAUACAACAAAAAGAUGAAGAAGAUGUUGACUUCUUUAAAGAAAAGGAAAAGGAAAACAAGUUGAAAAAGAUGCAGAUACAGAAGAAAAUGAUGACAUUGGUGCAGAGAACUAUUGUCUUUUGA
Lactuca virosa is the source of this 792-nucleotide messenger RNA. NCBI's taxonomy places the organism in Eukaryota, Viridiplantae, Streptophyta, Magnoliopsida, Asterales, Asteraceae. The record is from the annotation of a GenBank genome assembly.